UCAGGAAUCAAUGACGUAGUCCGCACCCUGAAAAUAAAUCCGUGGCAAAAUUGUCAAUCACAAUUAUUGCCACUAUGAUAGAAGUUAUAGCCCAGCUACAGAGAGGCUCUGUCUUUCUGGCAGGAGAGCACAUUGAAUGCACCCUCACAAUCAGAAACAUUGUUGGAGAAGAUAAUCAAGUGAAUAGAACUGAAACACUUGCAUGGAUGAGUGCACAGAUCCAUUGCCAGUGUUCAGUAAGUGAGGCUAGAGUAGGACUGGCAGAGACAUCUUUACUGACAACUGCUGAGGUUACUGCGGCAACUGGCAAUGACACAUCAUUUGUUCCAAGUAAAGGUGAAAGAGGUUACCCAGUGCUCUCAACUAAGCCAAAGAUAUUGUUCUGUGAUCUCAAACUGCAGACAGGGGAAAGCAAAUCAUAUACUUAUAAAGAGAAAAUCCCUUUAGAUGCCCCUCCAAGUUUUCGAGGUACUGCAGUGAAGUAUUCCUAUAAAAUAACAGUGGGCACACAAAGGCUAGACUCACCGAUUAAACUCCUACGAGUGCCUUUCAGGGUAUUAGUUGUAUGUGGCUUGAAUGACAUGAGUGUAUACAAUGAAUCUGAGGAGAUGGUUGGACCUUCUAAUCCAUUCCUGGCUUAUAGAAAACCUGAAAAUACAGUACUUGAUAUUGCUCUGCAGGUCUUGUCAAUGUUAACUGCCAGAAAGGGUCCAAAUUUUUACAACAUUACAAACACCCGGGGUAAAGUGGCACGGUUCUGUCUGUUCAAACAGGCAUAUAGGAUAGGAGAGGAUGUCAUUGGGGCGUUUGACUUUGAUCAGGGAACAAUUCCAUGUGUGCAAUAUUCAGUGACUUUACAAAGUGAAGAGCAGAUAUCUGAAGGAUGUCGAAAGAAAGGAACACAGGGCUCAACAAUAACAUCAUAUACCAAACAACAAGAGUGUUGCCUGCAUACAAUACAAACACAUAUCAGUGUACCUAUACCUUUAACUGCUAGUCCUGCAUUCCAAACAGAUAUAGUCAGCCUAAAGUGGAGACUCCAUUUUGAAUUUGUGACCAGUCUAAAGCCCAUAGAAGGGCCCGUUAUGUCAAAUGAGCCAUCAGAGGGCAGCACCUGGACAGGCCCAGAACACCUUGAUGUAGAGACUAUGGUAUGGGACUUACCUAUAAAAGUGUUUGCCACAAAUCCCUUAGCCGCCUCCAGUGUAUCAUUACUAAGGACAUGCAGUUCAAUAGCAUUAUGAUAGUUUGUGAAUGUGUGAAAAAAUGGUAUGGGAUCUGCGAUCAGAUUUAGUGGUGCUAAACAUUCAUUCAUUAAUUAAACUGAGUUUGACGGUCAUAUGGGUGUAGACAUGAUAUAAGGUACAUUUGGCAGGAAGGCGGUCUACCCCCUCUUGUCUUUCAUACCAUACAAUAUGUACCCUUCAA
Owenia fusiformis is the source of this 1428-nucleotide messenger RNA. NCBI's taxonomy places the organism in Eukaryota, Metazoa, Annelida, Polychaeta, Sabellida, Oweniidae. The record is from the annotation of a GenBank genome assembly.